UCAAUUAGUUGCAUCAACUUACUCUUGGACCAUAAAAUCAGCGCAUCUUUUCCUUUUUGCAUGCUUACAUGUAUACUAGAAAAGAAGUCAUGGCUGAAGAAAACAUUCUUAAUUCUCAGGAAAUAUUGGGUAUAUUUUUCUAAUAAUACUGGGAAAGUUAUUGCCAAGGCAAAAAGAAGCGGCAAAUAG
Molecule: messenger RNA, 189 nt
Organism: Lodderomyces orthopsilosis Co 90-125
Lineage: Eukaryota; Fungi; Ascomycota; Pichiomycetes; Serinales; Debaryomycetaceae
Source: the annotation of a RefSeq genome assembly